Molecule: messenger RNA, 766 nt
Organism: Drosophila takahashii
Lineage: Eukaryota; Metazoa; Arthropoda; Insecta; Diptera; Drosophilidae
Source: RefSeq, a predicted model, not a curated record
UCCACCUGGAUUUAUUAACUCGUCUCAUCGGUUUCAGUUAGUGUGUGUUUUCUUAUUAUUUUGCAAUAAAAUUUUCUCGUGAAAAAGUGAUGAAAAACCAACUUUGGGAUACUCUGCAGGAAGUUGAAGAAGUUAAGGUUUCUUUUGAGCAAACCGUGAAGAAAAUAAAUAAUAUUCAACAGCGGUACAAAAUGGUAACGGCUUUGAAGAAAAAGGCGACAAAGCGUCAGGAAUCUUUCGAGGAGGAGAUCCAAGCUGCGAUUACAGAGACCCAAAUUCCCAGUCUUCCCAAGAAAAGUAUCGUCAAGAAGAAUAAGAUCAGAUUGGUAACCAAAAAAAGGGUCAAGAAGAGCAAGAAGAGUCCUUUGACCAUUCCACCUCGCAUUUCGAUAUCGGAAAAUGUCCUGGAAAUGGAGGAACCUUUUGUAUGCCUUCAAACAAAUUGUGUCUACGAAGUACACGAAACAACUACGCAUCUGGUGACGCGGAAGCCAUAUGGAGCUCUCAUUCGGAGACUUUAUCAAUCCGCAAAGGGGAUGGUUCGGGAGGAGGUUUCCUAUAAUCAGGAGCAAGAUCGUAAUCUGAAUCAGGAUCAGGAGGUUUAUCCAGAUUUUAAAAACUCCUUCUGUUCCUGCUCUUUUUGCUGUUUAGAAUGCAGAUAAAUUAUUUCUACGAGCUUUUGUCUUGCAUAUUUUUAGACCUACACAACAAAUUUUGUACGAGCAUUGAAAUUGUUGAUAAUAAAUUAAAGAUGUUUAAAAAGCAG